UCGAAAGGGGGAUUGUGUUGUUUCGCGAGCAGUGUCCCAUUCGGAUACGAGUACGGGACCGGUUUGCAUAAGUAUGGAUACAUAUCUGCAUGUCUCUGCCUGGUGCGUAUACCGACUUCUACACUCGCCCGCGGAACCAAGAUUGCCAGGUAGGUAUAAUCGGACUCUUUUGCGUGCCCUCGAUCUACAGUAGGCUCUGGUAAGUCUCGACUGCGAAAGAACUAGCGUACUGCGGUCGCCUGAAAAUGCCUAUCCGCGGCUCAUCUCGCCUAUACCGAAAGAUCUGGAUGGCGCAGGGGGGUCAGCCUUCGCUCUCGGUUCCGGAGCAUUGUGCCCCUCUUGCCUCGCCCGUAAAGGGUACUCAUCGUGCUGCGGUCGGCUUUCAGGCUCCGACCACGUCUACCCCAGCUCGCACAACAUUAGUCGAACGGUGUUGCGGUGGUGACGGGGAUGAUGCUGAGUCUAGCUACGACGACGACGACGGCACCACAGGAGCUGGGCGGCCCCCUGAGCCUGAGCCCUCGGCCUCCCAGAACGGGAUGUGCAGCCCAGGGGCGUACGCCGAGUUCGCCACAAACCCGUAUUCGUGCAUCGACACGGUAGCCGGCAGCGAGAACGCGGGCUCUCCCCUCAACUCGUCAGGGAAUCGGGAAGACCCUGGCGCGAGGGCCGCGAGCGGAGUCGCGCAUAAUAGACCUGUGUAUCACCACUCAACCGCGCUACCGUGCGGACAGAGUGUGGACGAAACGUUGGCGCUGAUGUCGAGCCAUUUGAGCCAGGCACACCGCCGAAUGCGGGCCGAAGACUCGGCCGCGCUCCUGUUUCUCCGUCAGCUCUGCCCUUGACAUACUAGAGGUAGAGUAGCAUAGGUACCUUUCCCGAUAGACGAUACUAGAUCGGCAGGACCGUGAUCUGGUUCUCACACACCCGAGAGCAUACCCCUCUUCGUGUGAUUUUCGAUUAGCAGCAGACUAUGCCGUGUUACCGGACUCUCUAGCCGUUGAGUAUUAAGCUGGGGCGUGUCUAGACUUGCCGUCACACGACGGCCACGGACCGCCGAAGUAGGCAUAAUAAAGCGCAACUCUGUCUGGGUUGGCUCGACACCCGAAAAUUUUUUGGUUGUUGUUGUGAGAAUGCUAUAUUUAUUCUAGUAGCCAUAGACUUUUUAACUCGACUCUCUAUGUCACACGGGGAAGGAACCCCGUACUAAUAAUCA
Molecule: messenger RNA, 1216 nt
Organism: Durotheca rogersii
Lineage: Eukaryota; Fungi; Ascomycota; Sordariomycetes; Xylariales; Xylariaceae
Exons: 2
Coding region: 246-845 (199 amino acids)
Source: RefSeq, a predicted model, not a curated record